Cajanus cajan (pigeon pea) is the source of this 2264-nucleotide messenger RNA. Its product is annotated as O-fucosyltransferase 29. The record is from RefSeq and is a predicted model, not a curated record. Lineage: Eukaryota; Viridiplantae; Streptophyta; Magnoliopsida; Fabales; Fabaceae.
AACUUGUUUGUUUUUUCAUAAUUUGUUGUUUCUGGACUGGGAAGUCGGAUCAGAUAUGUAGGGCUACGUUCAUGCGAAACAGUACAAAUAAAUAAUCACAAUUAUUUUAGUAAUUUUUUUUUUUUUUUAAAAGAGGGAGAGAGCAUUGUUUGUUUGUUUAUGAUAUUGAGGAGAGGAGAGGAGAUUUGUGUUUAGGAUAGUUGGAGAGUGAGUGAGUGUGAGUAAGUCUUUGUUUGUGCAGUGCACGUCCAUGGUCCAAUCGAUUAUUACUGAACAAGUGAGAAAGAAAGAGGGUACUAAAUUAGGGUUUGUGUGAGGAUGUGAGUGUGGAUGUAAGAACUAAGAAUGGGUGUGAGUGUGGGAAAGUUCACGACGAACCUGGCCGUCAUAGCGCAAGCCAACAAUAAAUGUAGGAAGCACGUCUGCACGACGUCGUUUCACCACCGCAAGAAGAUACCUUGGUCUCUGCUUUGCGGCUUCAUGCUAUUCGGGCUGGGCCUUAUUUCCCUCUUCACGGGCCACAUGGCCUCUGAUCUCGAAUGGUACUCUCACCGAUUGGUCCGUCGCACUCUCUACUCUACGCUGGAUGGCAACUACCGUGCGCCAAUCGAUGUUUGGAAAUCCCAGUAUUCUCAAUACUACUAUGGAUGCUGUGAAAGGGGACGCCGUUAUGCUCCUGCUGUGAGUGAGCGGAUGUCAAAUGGGUACUUGCUUAUUGGAACUAGCGGAGGACUGAACCAACAAAGAACUGGGAUAACAGAUGCUGUUGUUGUUGCGCGAAUUCUUAAUGCCACACUAGUUGUACCUGAGUUGGAUCAUCAUUCUUUUUGGAAGGAUGAUAGUGACUUCGUCCAUAUUUUCGAUGUUGAUUGGUUCAUUUCUUAUCUCGCAAAAGAUAUUACUAUUGUCAGAAGAGUUCCUGAUAAGUUCAUGCGGUCAAUGGAGAAGCCACCAUAUACAAUGCGUGUCCCAAGGAAAUCAGAGCCCGAUUAUUAUCUUGAUCAAGUUUUGCCUAUACUUUUGAGAAGACAGGUUGUUCAAUUGACAAAAUUUGACUACAGACUUGCAAAUAACCUUGAUGAGGAUCUACAAAAGCUACGUUGCCGUGUUAAUUUUCAUGCUCUGAGAUUUACAAAACCUAUACAAGAACUUGGUCAAAGUAUUGUUAUGAGAAUGCACAAGAUGGCACACCGCUUCAUAGCAGUCCAUUUGAGGUUUGAAUCAGAUAUGCUAGCAUUUUCAGGUUGUUAUUUUGGUGGGGGAGAAAAAGAGAGACACGAGCUUGGUGAAAUCAGAAAAAGGUGGACAACAUUACCUGAUUUGAGCCCAGAUGGAGAGCGGAGACGAGGGAAAUGUCCUCUUACCCCUCAUGAAGUGGGUUUGAUGCUGCGGGCACUUGGCUUUUCAAAUGACACAUACCUCUAUGUUGCAUCAGGAGAAAUAUACGGAGGGGAUGAAACUAUGCAGCCUCUUAGAGAUCUUUUCCCCAACAUCUAUACCAAGGAGAUGCUAGCUGAAGAAGAGCUGAAACCUUUCCUUCCAUUUUCAUCCCGCCUUGCUGCUAUUGACUACAUUGUUUGUGAUGAAAGUGAUGUAUUUGCCACUAACAACAAUGGUAACAUGGCCAAGAUUCUUGCAGGUCGAAGGAGAUACAUGGGUCACAAAAGAACAAUUAGACCAAAUGCAAAGAAGCUUAGCACGCUAUUUUCAGCAAGGCAUCAGAUGGACUGGGACACCUUUGCCAAAAAGGUUAAGGCAUGCCAGAGAGGAUUCAUGGGAGAGCCAGAUGAGAUGAGACCUGGGCGAGGUGAAUUUCAUGAAUUUCCCAGCUCUUGCGUGUGCAAGAGACCAUAUGCGGAUGAACUAAGCAAAGAGGUAUACCGUCCCCCAAAACUCGUUGCAAUAAACCUCACAAAAGCUGAUUCCUUGUCGAAUGGAAUUAGAAGAGGCAGCACAUGAAGAAAUUACUUUGAACCACCUAGGUUAUCGGUGAGGGAAAAAAAAUCGAAAGAGUUGUCACUUGCGCUGUUGAUGCCAACUGAACGUCAAUUGAAAAUUGAAUGCUAUGGCAAUGCGUCCAUUGUCACAUGAUUGAUCUUUGUAAAUCAUCAGGGGAUCCAGUUCUAAGGUGGGUGGCUCAGUUUAGGUCCUAAGGAUGUCAAUCCGAUGCAAAAUGUAGAUAUAUACAUGCUUAGCUUAGAUUGCUUUUAAUCUAUUUUCGCCACAUUGUCUCCGUACAAAAUUGAGUUGCGCUUUUUCUCUCA